Molecule: messenger RNA, 1116 nt
Organism: Carassius carassius (crucian carp)
Lineage: Eukaryota; Metazoa; Chordata; Actinopteri; Cypriniformes; Cyprinidae
Product: sialic acid-binding Ig-like lectin 14
Exons: 3
Coding region: 1-624 (207 amino acids)
Source: RefSeq, a predicted model, not a curated record
AUGAAAGGGAAAAUAACUGGAAAAUUAAAAGAUAAGAACUGCACCACUGUAUUUUAUGACCUCAGAUCAAAUCACAGUGGUCAGUAUUACUUCAGGAUUGAGAGUGAAGGUGGACUGAAACAUACCUAUAUACAAGCCAGUGUUUCAAUAGAUGUGAUUGGCCCUCCUCCCAAACCCAGAGUGCAGCUGUAUGUGGAGCAGAAGGAGGUGCAGGGUCAGGAGGAGGUGUUGGAGGGGAGCUCUGUGAGUCUGCGCUGCUCUGCUGAGACUCUCUGCUCCUCUCCUCCACCAACUCUCACAUGGAGCUCCACUCCCAGAAUCCCCCUCAGUGAGAGCAGCAGACUACAGGAGCUCAUCUCUAAUCUGAACUUCUCUGCUACUCACCGUAAGCACGGAGUCACUUUCACCUGCACUAUAACCUACCAGCUACAGGACAAGACCAAAACAGCACAGGACAGCAUCACACUACAUGUUCAGUGUUUGAAUCAUUUCUCUUUGCUGAUUGGAGUUGUUGUUGUGGCUCUGGUGGUCAUGUUGUUAAGCGCCAUUACAUGCAUCUGUGUACGGCAGGUGCACAACACACAUGAGGUAUUAAGAAUGAUGUAUAAUAGAAGAGCACUGUGAAACCAGUAAGAAAAACACAUUCAGCAUAUUUGAUCUGAUGAUUUUACUGUACAUUAGCCAAUUUCUGGUACAUUUUUAAAUGUAUAUUUUUCAAGAAAAAACAUUACAAUCAUAAAUAAGGUUUAUUCACAACUGUAUGUGUUUUUGAAAAAUGUAUAGAUAAGGAUAUAAAUUAGUAUACUUUAACAGACUAUUAUGUCACAUUUUAAAAUGUAUAAGUGUUAUUGCAGUAUUGAUAAACUUUUAAUCAAAGUAGUAUUUAUUUUAAGAAACAUAAUUCAAGCAAAAUUUUCAAGCAGUUUUACAAAUAGAAGCAUGCUUGGUUUCAAAAUAUAGAUACAUUUUUCAAACUGAACUCAAUGUUUUUGACACAUGUGGUUGUCAUGUGUUACUGUGAUGAACAACGCAGUGUUUACUCUUCGACUGUACAUUUAUGUGAACUUGAGGGAAAUCAACUUCUCACACUACACACCAGUAUAAGCAGCUUGACAC